Molecule: messenger RNA, 1884 nt
Organism: Mytilus californianus (California mussel)
Lineage: Eukaryota; Metazoa; Mollusca; Bivalvia; Mytilida; Mytilidae
Product: TAF5-like RNA polymerase II p300/CBP-associated factor-associated factor 65 kDa subunit 5L
Exons: 15
Coding region: 46-1785 (579 amino acids)
Biological process (GO): transcription initiation at RNA polymerase II promoter
Cellular component (GO): transcription factor TFIID complex
Molecular function (GO): protein binding; RNA polymerase II general transcription initiation factor activity
Source: RefSeq, a predicted model, not a curated record
UAUAAGGAAGGGCACAUAACUUCCUAAUGCUCGGAAAAUUUGAGAAUGAAGCGAGUUCGUCACGAACAAAUAGGUGGAAUAGUUCAACAUUAUUUGAAAAGGAGACAGUAUUUGGCACCAGAACAACAAACUAGAAAAGAAACAAAAUUGACACAAAAUGUGGAUGACAUGGCCUUCAAGAAUUUACUGAAAAGUGAAUCCUCAUCAGAAAAUAUGUUAUCUCUUAGUAGUCCUUCAGGGGAAGCAAAUCAUUCUGAACAUCAGUUUAACAGAUUUAGAAAGUAUAUCAAUGAUUCCCCUGAGCCAUACAGACAAGAUUUACAGCAAAUUUUACUUCCUGUUUUUGUGCAGCUAUAUUUAGAGCUUUUGUUUAAUAAUCACAAAGUACAAGCAAACAAGUUUUACAGUAGGCAUACCAAGCUAUUUGAUCAUAAUGUGAAAAACAAAGCAACAGUAGAGCAGAUCUAUAAACUAAGUACAAGGGCUGAUAUGUUAUCAUGUAAAGAAGUGACAGACUGGAGGGACAAUAAAUACCAAAUUAAGAUGAGUGAAGAAGCUCUAGAUUAUAUUAGAAGAUAUAUUAAGCAAGAAGAAAACACAAUGAUUGUACAAGUAUUUAACAAAUAUGUUAAGGUAGAGGUUGCUGAACUUGAAUGUAAAAAUCAACAGUUGGAGUUAAAAGAAAGUAAACAAAUUACAAAUGGGGAAGUAUUAGAUCAACAGUCCUCAUCCGAAUCUAUGAAAUUGUUAAAACAGGCCAUAAAAAGUGUACGGGAAGGACAACCAUCUGUAUCAUCUAUAUGUUUUUAUACAUAUAUAAAUGCAUAUCAUGGACUCUGUAGCGUAGAUAUAUCAUCAGACCAGGGUAUGAUUAGUGCUGGAUUUGAGGACUCUUCUAUCAAAAUAUGGAGAGUAUCUCCAGGCUCUCUACAAACCAAAGAAACUGACACAGAUCCAUCCAAACUAUUCCUGGCAGCUGAUUACUGGAAUGUAGAAUCGGAUGAAAGCUCACCAAAAUAUGAAGAAACUGUAACUUUAAAGGCACACAAUGGUUCGGUGUAUAAAACCUAUUUCUUCAAUCAGCUGCCAUAUUUGUUAUCUGGAUCAGAAGAUGGGUCAGUCAGACUAUGGGAUUUAGAUGGUUUUACUAACAAAGUGUGUUACAAAGGCCAUAAUUAUCCAGUAUGGGAUAUAGACAUCAGUAAUAGUAGUGACUACUUCACAAGUUGUUCCCAAGAUAGAACAGCCAAGCUGUGGACAACAGACAGGAUAUAUCCUCUAAGGUCAUUUGUAGGUCAUACAGCAGACAUAGAUUGUGUCAAGUUCCAUCCAAAUAGCAACUACAUAGCAACUGGUUCAAGUGAUAGAACAGUACGUCUCUGGAGUUUACAAGAUGGGAAGAGCGUUAGGCUAAUGCAGGGGCAUAGAGGGACAAUUCUGGCAUUGGCAUUCUCACCAAAUGGACAGUAUUUAGCAUCAGCCGGAGAUGACAGAAGAAUCCGUGUAUGGGACUUGAACACAGGGACUUUGUUUAAAGAGCUUAGAGGUCAUACAGAAACAGUGCAUGCUUUGUCCUUUAACAAAGACAGUACACUACUGGCUUCAGGUGGAAUAGAUUGCUGUAUUAAGGCAUGGGAUGUCAGGAAAGGUGUCAACAAUAACAACACUGUUGUGGAUGGACAUACAAGUGCAGAAUUGAUAGGAAGUUACCAGACUAAAUCUGCAACAGUCAUAUGGUUAAAUUAUACCAAGCACAAUGUUCUACAGGCAGCAGGGGCCAUAUAAUAUCCAUCAGAUAUCUGACAUGACAGGUAUGGUUAGGAGUCUACAGGAAGCAGAGGAUGUAUAACAUCCAUUAGAUACAUGACAUGAAAGGUAUGGCUA